Molecule: messenger RNA, 2053 nt
Organism: Jatropha curcas
Lineage: Eukaryota; Viridiplantae; Streptophyta; Magnoliopsida; Malpighiales; Euphorbiaceae
Source: RefSeq, a predicted model, not a curated record
UAUAAAAUUUAGGCUGGUUUUGGCCGGCCAUAGAUUUCAUCCACAAUUGUAAUCAAUGUGUUAAGUAACAUCAUUUACAAUAAACAAUCUUAUUAGUUUUUCAAGUCCUUUGGAAAUUGAUUGCCUUAAUAUUUUGCUCCUUUUUAUUUAAACCUUCUUGUUUCCCCUCAAUCUCUUUCUUAGCAUCUUUUGACUGUCUCCAAGCAAAAUGUUGCCACUCAUCAUGUUGUUUCUAGGUUUUGGAUUGUAGCCAUCAUUUUUUUUGGUAUAUUUUUCCUAAAUCAAAUCCACCAGAUACCAAAUCUUGUCUAAUGUCCAAAAAUAUAAGUUAUAAUUUUUUGUAUAUUUAAUUUAAAUAAGAUAAUAACAACAAAAAAAUUGAUCAAACACAUACCAAUUCUUCAGCUACUGAUUUCUGAAUUUCAAAAUGGACUUUUCAUUAAGGCAAUGGGUCUGUAGUUUAUUAUUAUUAUUAUUAUUAUUAUUUCCAUUGAAGCCUAUGGAGGCUUUAUAUAGACAGAAGGUUAAGCAAAUCAUUAUCACAGCAUACUCAUUACAGUUUUGUGUAUUUAUGUUUAGGGUCUGUUUUAUGUCUAUACAGUUGGCCUAACAACAAUAAUACAGUUUCUUCUCUACUGUAAAGGAAAAUGGCUUCUUUUUCAAUGGAGGAUUUUGUAGGGAAUGGAGUUUUGAAGGAACUGCUACCAAAGUUAUUAGAAGAUGGCUGGGAUGAUGUACCAACCCUGAAGAUUAUGAACUCAGAGGAUAUGGAUUCAAUAAACAUGACACGAAGGCAAAAGGAUGCGCUGGAAGUAAGAUCUUACCUGCACGAUCGUGCUCUAAUGCAGUAUGGAGAUAAGCUAGAGGCAUCCGAGAAAUGUUUGCCUGAGCUUCUGAACUUGAGCAGUGGAGAUCUUUCUACUCAGUUUGGGAUGAAGAGGGGACACAUUGCCCGUUUCACAGAUAGAAGCAAUGCAUGUGCAGAACCUUUGCCCAAAACAUAUAACCAAACUGCAAAGAAAAUUACCAGCGCAACAUCUGGAAACGAUAGCAUUUACAAGAGUCUUGGAUCUGUCAAGUCAAAAAACAUGCAGAGCACAUCAAAAUUUUCCCCUAGUAGUAUAAAUUAUGAUAAAUCACUUCAACAGUCACUGGCUGAUUUCAAAAUUAAAGAUGGAUACAUCUUUAAAGGGAUCGUUGCUGCUGGGCCAGCUGAAGCUCGAGCAUGCGGCUGUGUACAACCUCCUCCAGUUGUUGAUGAAGUUGCUCCUUAUUCUUUUAUUGAGAAGAUAUCAGUUGAGAAAUUAACUCCUGAGUACAAAAUUGGGAUGGAACGCUUGGUGAAAACCCGGUCACCCCCGAUGAAGGCCUCAGAAUUAUGGCAAGAUAAACCAGCAGUCCUCCUCUGCAUUAGACGUCCUGGGUGCAUCAUGUGCAGAGCUGAAGCUCACCAGCUGUAUGCCAAGAAACCAAUGUUCGAUGCUCUAGGAGUUCAACUGAUUGCAGUUCUCCAUGAAUAUAUAGAGUCAGAGGUAACGGACUUCUGGCCUCGAUAUUGGGGUGGUGUUGUACUCUAUGAUCGGGAUAGGGGAUUUUUCAAAGCUCUUGGAGGCGGACAACUCCUGAAGGACAAGUUUGUAUCGGGGUUUAUUUUCAACCCAAGAGCCAUUGCAAAUUACAAGCGGGCAAAAGCUAUGGGAAUAAAGCAAAACUUCAAAGGGGAAGGAGAAAUUAAAGGUGGACUCUUUGUGGUUGGCAGAGGAAAGAGUGGCGUUGCAUACCAGUUUAUUGAAAGGAACUUUGGUGAUUGGGCCCCUCCAGCUGAAGUAAUUGGGAUCUGUAGCCAGUUGCAGAGCCAGAAACAAAGUCAAGAGGAGUCCAUAAAAACAACAAAGGAAUAAAAGAAGAAGGUCCUAAUUAUCCUUGUGUUCUUCAUAUUUACAUUUUACAUAUAUAUAUUCCUUGUAAUUUUAGACAGAAAGAUGCUCCGGUUAUUUUGUUCUUAUGUGAUAUUUUGCUUAUGUUAAAAAAGGAAAAAAAAAUCUUUGUGCCA